AUAUCGAAAGAGCAGCACAUGGUUCGGCUCAGAGACGCUAGAGGAAAGGAUCCCACCGGUGCAUUCGAUCAACCUGGUGGAGUCGUUGACGAAGAAUUGACCCACGGUUCUAUUAUAGGAUAUUCUAGCAUCCACUACGCAAUGAAUCAAACGGAUGUAUUCAAGAAAUCCCGCGCUGGGGGCAUAUUUGCCGUCCGCUACAUCUUGAGUGGAAUGCUUUUCCUGGGCUGCUUCCUCGUGUAUGCGAUGAGACUCAACUUGUCUGUCGCCAUUACCGCUAUGGUCAAUGGAACCAGUGAAGAUGCCGUCCCUCUCGACAAUGAAUCCUGUCGAGCUUCCGUUCCACGACAGAACAGGACGUCGGAUGAUUUCGGGCCGGGUGAAUUCCUCUGGGAUCGAGACCAACAAGCGAUGAUCAUGUAUGCCUUCUUCGUCGGCUAUCCGAUUUCGCAGAUUCCCGGCGGGGCUGUAGCCGAACGCCGCUUGACUUUGGUGCUGGCUGCGGGGGUCGGUGUCACCGGUCUGCUCACUUGUCUCACUUCGAUUGCGGCCAGAUUCAACCUCUACGCUUUCGUCGGCCUCCGCGUGCUCGAAGGCUUCACCGAGGGCGUGAUCUACCCCGGAAUAUUCGCGUUCGUUUCCAACUGGGUGCCGAUUGAAGAGCAAAGUUUCUUGUUGAAUUUCAUCCUCUCUGGGAGCAUCGUUGGCAGCGUCAUCACAAUGCCAGCUGCGGCAAUGCUGUGUAAAUCAUACCUAGGAUGGCCCGCUUCUUUCUACAUUUUCGGUCUCUCGGGGGUCCUGUGGACUUUUGUCUGGCUGCUGAUUGCCGCAGACGCCCCGGAAAAGCAUCGUUGGAUCUCAAAUGAGGAGCACCAAUACAUCCUCGAGCACCGGCCGCCGAAGAACAAAAAUCAGAAGCCCGUCCCGUGGAAGGACAUGCUGCUGUCUCCCCCCGUUCUGCUGCUGGGACUGAUGAAAUUUGGAGGCUCUCUGAACUUCUACAUGAUGCUCACUGAACUACCCACCUACCUUAACUCCAUGUACGGCGUAUACAUCGUCGACAAUGGCUGGAUCAACGGUGGGAUGAACCUCGGCCUAGCGAUAGCCGUGGUUGGGACUGGAGUCAUCGUGGACAUAUUGAUCACGAAAGAAGUUUUCUCGAAGAACUUCACCAGGAAAUUCUUUGUCGCAUGCUCCACAUUGAUACCCUCGCUUUGCCUUGCAAUCAUUUCGGCCAUCGAUUGUAACUAUCCCUUGGUGUUGGGCAUUCUAUUGAUCAACUGUGUGUUCGUUGGAUUCAUGGGCGGCGGCGAUACCUCGAUCUCAUUGGAUUUGGCUCCGAACUAUGCCGCCACCGUGCAAGGAGUCGUGAACCUUCUAGCAAACUUCGCUGGAAUCGUUGCGCCUCUCCUCGUCGGCAAAUUGACACAAUACCAUAACACGCUGACGCGGUGGAAUCUCGCCUUCGUGGUGACAGCCAUUCUCACGACAAUUUGCUCGAUCAUCUUCCUCCUUUUCGGCACCACCGACGAGCAGCCCUGGAAUUCAACCGAGUCCGACGAGGAUGCACUCGUCGUCGUUCCUCGAGAGGAUGACUACGGCGAGAGAUCAAGAUGAGAGACAUGGCGGCGGCGCCCAAGUCGACAACUUUAGGAACGAAUUUUAGGUCACGGAAUGAAAUCGUCGUCGUUUCUGGGGGGAGACAAGGUGUCCCAAAGCGUCCAACUAAGGCAUGGGGGCCGUUUAUUCUCUCGUUCCGGGAAGGGUUGCUUGAUCCGUUCCCUUGCGUUGAUUUAGUAAACGAUCGAUCGAGGCUCGCCGAGAGGGAUCGAAACAGCGCUCCGAUAGACUCUAUGA
This is a messenger RNA of Galendromus occidentalis (western predatory mite), 1857 nucleotides long. RefSeq names its product sialin. Bases 19 to 1617 code for a protein of 532 amino acids. Gene Ontology annotation, cellular component: membrane. Lineage: Eukaryota; Metazoa; Arthropoda; Arachnida; Mesostigmata; Phytoseiidae. The record is from RefSeq and is a predicted model, not a curated record. The transcript has 9 exons. Gene Ontology annotation, molecular function: transmembrane transporter activity. Gene Ontology annotation, biological process: transmembrane transport; monoatomic anion transport.